Molecule: messenger RNA, 1053 nt
Organism: Podospora pseudopauciseta
Lineage: Eukaryota; Fungi; Ascomycota; Sordariomycetes; Sordariales; Podosporaceae
Exons: 3
Coding region: 1-1053 (350 amino acids)
Source: RefSeq, a predicted model, not a curated record
AUGCCCCCCAAAACCCUCCUCCUCCAAACCCUUCCCCCCAUCCUCCUCAACCUCGCCACCCUCAUCCUCUGCUGCUUGGUGAUCUUUUCCGGCUUCAACAACUCCCUCACCUCCAUCCACUGGCUCAAGACCGACAACACAGCCAUCUCCCUCCCCACCCCCCUCCCCUCCUCGGGCCCCCUAAAAGACCUCUCAACCCUAACCGGAACCGACUACCUUUCCCCUUCCUCCUCCCCCCUCCCAGAGCAUGCAACCCUCCACCUCCUGACGGAAUGCUCCCUCACCCCCCACAUCAACAACCUGCUCCCCCCCCGACAUCAACUUCUGCCCUCCCGCACCCACAACUCCAUCCUCUUCAAGGACUCUCUCCGUUCCUACACCCGCUCGGCACGCUUCAUCGAGUGGUCUUUCAUCGUGGGUGUGAUCUGCGCUCUUUCCGCCCCGGUGGAGAGCUACUUCUCCCCAUUGCUGGCAAGUAUAACAUGCGGGUUUGGGAUGGUGUUCCUUGGCGCAGGGACGAUAACAGGCGCCGUGAUUUACAAGCGACUUUCCGACGCGAUCAAUGAUGUCUUUGGCGGGUUUGGGAUCGCGGCCAAGAACGGGGGCUGGCCGGUGGCGUUGGGGUUGGUGGCGGCUGGGUUGUUUGGGGGGGCGUGUGGGGGGUAUGUGAUUGCUUACAGGAGGCAGAAGGGGAAGGGGUGGAAGAUGGGGGGGGGUAGUGAAAGGGGUGUUGAGGGGGGAGAGGUGGAUGUGCCGCUUGUGGGUGGUUACGAGAAGCAGAGUAAUGGUGGGCAGCGACAGCAGCAGCGACAGCAGCAGCAGCAGCAGCAGCAGCAGCAGCAGCAAGGGGUGGUGAUGGGGGAUAGGGAUGUGGAACGGAGGAUGGAGGAUGACUGGGCGGCGCCGGAUGAGUAUUCCGGGAGGAGGGGGGAUGGGAAUAACACGAAACGGAGUAGUAACGUCCCGCUUGUGUCGAUGGGGGCGGGGGGGAAUAACAGACAGACGAGGGAUUUGAACACGGCGUAUGAGCCGUACAGCCGUCAGCAGUUUUGA